AUGCCCAAGAAGGACCUUUUCGCAAGUUCCUCCUCCGACGACGAGGAUGACGGCGCGGGCGGGGAGGCGUUGGCGCAGCAGAUGGCCGCCGCCGCCAUGCGGGAGCGGCGCCGCGACCCGCACGCCUACGCCCCCUUCUCCGCCGGUGAACAAAAGCGGCGGAUGACGGCGGCGCCGCACGAAGCGGUCCCCAGCGACGGCAGCGGCAGGGACGACGACGACGACGGCAUUCGCAUCAACAAACAGUACGCCACGAAGUACGAGGAGGUGAAGCGGCGGAAGGAGCUCCAGCAGCUGACGGAAAAGUACGGCAAACGGCUCCGCGGCGGCGACGCGGCGGAGGACGAGGAGGACGACGAGGACGACGAGGCCGUGCUGCUGACGGAGGAGAAGGAGUUGGCGUUCGCCAAGGCGUUCCUCGCCAUUCGUCGCUCGGCCGUCCAGCACGCGGGGCCGCGCCCGCCGGGGGAGGCGUCCGCUCCCGACGGCGAGGGCAAGGCGGAGGAGGCGGCGCUGGGGCCGCAGGCCGCCUUUUUCCCGCCGACGGAGGAGCAGGUGCGGGAGAACACGGAGAUCUUCGCGCGGUCCGUCGCGCGGAAGCGGGAGCAGCGGAAGAAGUUCACCCUCGCCGACGAGUACCGCCGCGGGGUUGAGGCCCACGCGGGCGCUGGCGGGGACGACGGUGAGAACGGGCAGGAGUCGCCGCCGCCGCAGCAGCAGCAGCAGGGGAACCGCCGCAUUCAGCCGCAAACCGCCAAGGAGCGUCAGCUGCGCGAGUGCUUCCUGCAGAGCGUCGCGGAGAGCACGGAGACGUUUGCUGUGCAGCCCGUUCUCGCCCCGCAGCAGCAGGGGCAGGAGGGCGAGCAGGAGACUUCCGCGAAGGCGAAGCGGUUGCUGGAGGGCGCCUUCGCGAUCCGCGACACGGGCGCUGGCGCGACGGCGGCUGACGACCCCGAUGAGUCCUUCCUGCGCGACUUCUUCGUGGGGGAGCUGUGGAAACCGGAGAAUAACAGGCGGCGACGACAAAAGUUGACAAAAAUGAACGCAGACGGUGAGGCCGACUCCCAUGCGGACGAAGAGGACGAUGAGGAGGAGGAGGAUGGGAACCACUACGCCGCGCUGGCCGAGUUGGCGCAGGCAGAGGCGGACGAGCGCUUCUACGCCGAUGCCGAGGCGUGGGAACGGGCCUACCAGGACCGCGCCUACCGCCACCAGGAGGAGGAAGCCGACCACGUGCAGACGUUUCCGCGCGCCAUUGGCGAAAACGCCGCCGGGAUUUUGCGCAAAAGCGUCCGGUCCUCGCGGAAGGACGCCCGGCUGCGCAGGCUGGAGCGGAUGAAGGAGCUGCGGGAGCAGCAGGUGGCGGAGCUGCGGCGGCUCAAGACGCUGAAGCGGCACGAGAUAGAGUCGCAGCGGGCCCUCAUCGCCUCCGUCGCCGGCAUCACGAGGGGGCAGGAGGGAGGGCUGCGUGGCAGGAAGGAAAAGGCGGGCCCGCGAGGGGACGACGGCGACGACGAAGAGGCAGCGGCGAUGGCCCGGCUGCAGGCCCUCUGGAGCGAGAAGGACCUUGAGGAGGAGUUUGACCCGCAGAAGUUCGACCGGAAGAUGGCGCAAAUCUUUGACGACGCCUACUACGACGAGGACAACGUCGACGAGGAGGAACUCGCCUUCUUUGAGGAGGCGGAGGAGGAGGCCGGCGACGGCGACGACGACGACAACGGGGCGACGGCGGACGGCGAGAGCGGCAGCGCCACCGGCAGUCCGCGCGGGGAGGGAGAGGCGGAGGAGCCGGCGUGGUACGCGGCCCACUCGCUGGAGGAGGCGGCGGCGAUGACCACCGGGAGCCCGACGGACCGGGCGCGGGCGAAACGGGCGGCGGUGCCCGAGGUGGACGACGCGCUGGCGCUGCUGUACCCCUCCGCCGUCCUGCAGGCGGCAGAGGCGGACCGCUCGCCAGGGGGCGGGCGCCGCGAACGCAUCGAGCACAUGCUUCAGCAGCAGAAGCAGGGGACUGCAGGCGAGCAGGGCGCCAGCGGCAAGACGGGGGAAACCCUGCAGCGGCUGCAGGCGGAGCUGGAGAAGAAGGAGACGGAGUACUGGCAGCUGCACCACGACGCCACGCUGGACGGCGGCGCCAUCAAGACCCGCUUCAAGUACCGCCAGGUGGCACCGGAGGACUUCACGCUGAGCGUGGAGGAAAUUCUCGCGCGCGACGACCGGCAGCUCAACAUGCUCGUCCCCAUGAGCUGCUACGCGGCGUACCUGCGCGAGGACGCGAACCGGCGCGAUCGCCUAAAGGUGGAGCGGCGACGGCAACGCGGGUUCCGCGAGGUUGCCCCCACGCGCAGCUCGCGCCGCUACGGCGACGUCGCCAAGACGGCGCUGGUGGACGUUGACAUGCCGGCGGAGGAGGGGGAAAAGUGGUCGGAGGCCGUCCGCGGGGGGCUGCGCCGGCUGCGCGAGUCCGCCGCUGUGGACGCGGACGACGGGCACGGCGGGGACGGGACCCGCCACGGCAAAGGCGCCGCAAAGCCCCAGCAGCAGCAACUGCAGGAAAAGAAGACGACGCAUCCGCACAAGAAGCCGCGCUACGAGGGCGAAGAGGGCGGCGGGCUGCCGCGGCGUGGCGGUGGUGGACCUGUUGCUGCUGGGCGCGGCAGCGGUGGCCGUGGUCGCGGCAGAGGACGCCGCGGGCUCUGA
This is a messenger RNA of Trypanosoma conorhini, 2700 nucleotides long. RefSeq names its product protein KRI1. Gene Ontology annotation, biological process: endonucleolytic cleavage in ITS1 to separate SSU-rRNA from 5.8S rRNA and LSU-rRNA from tricistronic rRNA transcript (SSU-rRNA, 5.8S rRNA, LSU-rRNA). The transcript has a single exon. The coding region runs from base 1 to 2700 and encodes 899 amino acids. The record is from RefSeq and is a predicted model, not a curated record. Gene Ontology annotation, cellular component: 90S preribosome; nucleolus. NCBI's taxonomy places the organism in Eukaryota, Euglenozoa, Kinetoplastea, Trypanosomatida, Trypanosomatidae.